Cornus florida is the source of this 1606-nucleotide messenger RNA. Its product is annotated as AAA-ATPase At3g50940-like. The transcript is spliced from 2 exons. Gene Ontology annotation, molecular function: ATP hydrolysis activity; ATP binding. The coding region runs from base 184 to 1434 and encodes 416 amino acids. The record is from RefSeq and is a predicted model, not a curated record. Lineage: Eukaryota; Viridiplantae; Streptophyta; Magnoliopsida; Cornales; Cornaceae.
UACGCUCUAUGGUAGAGACGACACACAAAAAAACCCUUUUAGAAACCAAUUUGUGACACUUACUCUCGGUCCCUUCCUGCAAGGAACCCUAGCCACGAGAGCCCAUAUAUCCUCGUAUCUUUCUUCAAUUCCGGAGAUCCUUUUACCAGGCCGUUGUAGAACUGGAUUAAAGCUCUAUCAAAUAUGCCUUCAAAUAUGCCUUCAACAGCAUUACGACUACUGGUUAAGACACUGUUCAGCAUGAUCAUCCAGAUUAUACCUAAACAACUUCAAGAGAACAUCUUGGCUAAACUUGGAAGGGUGAUGUGGAAUUUUUCAUCUCAAAUGACUCUGGUCAUUGAUGAAUACGAUGAACUCUCCUCCAUCAAUGAAGUCUUUGAGGCUUCACAAAUCUACUUGCGCGCAAGAACUACUACUUCAGUUCAGGAGCUCAAGGUAUCCAGGACAGCAAAGGAGGAGGAGCUCUCAGUCAGAAUCAACAAAGUGGAAAAGAUAAUUGAUACAUAUGAAGGAAUCCAACUUGUAUGGCAAAUUACUAAUAAGGGUAAGUGUCAAUCAAUCAAACUCAGUUUCUGUGAUAAGUACAAAGAGAAGGUAUUGAGCUCUUACUUGCCAUAUGUACUAGAGAGGUCAAAAGCCAUUAAAAAAGAAACCAAAAUAGUAAAGCUCUACUUCCUUUGGGUGGACGGAUCACUCCGUCCCCUCAAUUUUGGUCAUCCAUCCACAUUUGACACAUUGGCCAUGGAUCCACCAUUGAAGAAGGAAUUAAUAGAUGACUUGGACAGUUUAGGUGGGAAAGCAUGGAAACGUGGGUAUUUGGUGGACGGCCCCUCUGGUACAGGUAAGUCGAGCUUGGUUGCUGCCAUGGCAAACUAUCUGAAAUUUGACAUUUAUGCCUUCGAGCUCACAAGUCGGUUGAUGAGCAAUUCAGAGCUUACAAGUUUAUUGCUCUCUACCACGAAAAGUUCCAUCAUCGUGAUUGAGGAUAUUGAUUGCAGUGAGUUGCAGAACCGACCGGACCAAAGUGACAGCCAGAAGACAUUGGGGCUGCUUGAUUUUAUUGAUGGGGUAUGGUCAGCUUGUGGUGAGGAGAGGAUAGUUGUGAUUACUACCAAGGACAAACUUCACAACCCCACGUUGCUGAGCAGAGAGAGCAUGUACGUGCAUAUCCAUAUGUCCUACUGCAAUUUUUGUGGGUUCAAAUUUCUUGCUUCCAACUAUCUAGACAUAACCAACCACUAUAUGUUUCCGGAAAUCGAAAACCUACUCAUGGAGGUGGAGGUCACCCAAGCAGAUGUUGCAAAAGAACUCAUGAAAGGUGAUGGAGCAGACAUUGCACUGCGAGGACUAACACAACUUCUUAAAAUGAAAAGGAUAGAAUGCGGUGGUCAAGAUGGAGGAAAAGAAAGCCCACAAAGAAGUAAAACAAAGUAGUUUUUAGGACUCUUGUUGUCAUAGUUGCUAUUGCAUGCCUAAGCCAAAGUGUGAUCACAAGUAUUUAUAAAUAAUUUGCUUUAUGAUGAUACUCUACAUCUGUGAUCGCUUUAUGAUACUUUGCAUCUGUGAUUGCCUAUAUAUGCUUGAUAUUAUAAUUUGUAAUUCGUAA